AUGCGCCGGGGCACCGAUGGGCUGCCGCCGCACGGCCCUCCGUACAGUCCUCCGUGCAUCCGCCCCGCGAGGCCCUCCGACCUGGGGCCUCGCGGCCGCACCGACGCGGCCGCCGCCGCCGCCCUGGACCUGCUGCAGAGGGACCCUGCGGAUGUACUGGUGCGGGGGCGGGCGGGCGGUGGCCUCGCCGGCGGGGCGGCCGCCACUCGGCGGAGCAGGCCGUCGGCAGCGCAGCUGGCGCGGGAGAGGUACACCCAGCUGCUGCAGCAGCAGGCCCCGCCCGACCUGCUCGACCUCGACUCGCCCGUCGCCGCGCCCGGCUCGCCAGCGCUGGCCGCGCCGCCGGGACCUGGCGGCGCCGCAGGGGCGCCGCUGGCCGCCGCGGGGUCGCGGGCGGUGCCUGCCGCGGCGGGGCCUCUGGCGCCGCAGUCGGCCGCGUCCAGCGACGUCUUCCAGGGGGAGACCGUGUCGGCCAGGUACGCCCCCGACGGGCGCUUCUACUGGGCGCGCGUGGUCCAGGCCUACAUGCGGCAGGGAGCCUCGCUCGUGGACGUGGCGUGGCUUCGCCCUCACGCGGGGGCGAGCGAGGCCGAGGCGGCCCAGUACCUGAUCGGCCAGGGGCGCGCGGCGACGCUGGACGAAGCGCAUUACCAGAACGGGCUGCGCGUCGGCGUCGACGUCCACCGCGGCGCGCAGCCGCCCGCCCCUGCCGUGGGCAGCGUCGGGCCCGCCCCGCCGGCGUGGGCAGCGGCGGGCAGCCCCGCAGGGGGCCCAGACCUCGGAGCCCUCGCGCCGGACCUCCUCGACCUGCAGGCCGGCCCUCCCGAGAGCGCGCAGGCCCGCGACGUCGCCGCGGCGGGCCUGCUGGGCCUGCAGCCCGCGCCUGCCCUGCUGGGCCUGCAGCCCGUGGUGCUCGCCCCUGGCGCCGGCCACUGCGGCCCUUCCGUCCCCUCGGGCGCGCCUCCGCCGAUGGCCCACUCGGCCGCCAACGGCUUCCCGGCAGGCGUGCCCGCGCAGCCGCCCUCGGGCGGAGGGCUCGGCGCUGCCUCGGGAGCCGUGACGUUUGCCAGCGCGGCGCCCAGUGCCAGCCCUGCAGCAGCAGCGGCGCCCGCGCCGGGCGAGCGCUUCAGCUUCGUGGCCGACAUGCUGUGUGAGGCGCGCACGGAGGCGCCGCUGCCGCCGGCAUCUGCACGCGAGGCGGCCUCGGGCCCGACGCAGAGCUGGUCCAAGGACCAGCUGGCCAAGCAGAGACGUGCCGGAAAUCACAUGAUCACGGUCGUUGCCGCAAUCGGCGGCUUCGUCACCAAGCAGGGCAACCUAGCCGCUGCCAUUCCAGCUUCGAAGGAAGAGCUGGCUGGGGCGAGCGGGAUCUGGUUGAAGCCGCGCGAGCUCGCGCCCGAAUCCACCGCGGCGGCCGACGAGGGCGACUGCGAUGCCGUCGCCAAUGCUUCGCGGGCGGCUGGCGGCGACGCUGGCGAGAGGGUGGCCGACGUCGAGGUCCGAGUGGAAGAGCUCAGAGAGCUGGAGAAGCUCCUGCAGGGGAUCGCCGAGCUGAGGGGCAAGCCUCGCGACGCCUUCGAUCGCUUCGCGACCGCGGGGGCCCGGGCGUGGAAGAUCGAGGGGGGCGGCGAGAGCGGCUGGGCUGGCGAGGCCCACGCUGGCGCACUGCUGUCCGACAUCGAAAAACGCAUCCCGAAGGUCACCAGGGUUGCACAGCUGCCCGAGAAGGCGUUGGCCGGCGUCGCCAGCGAGUCCCUGCCCCCGAUGUUCAUCGGGACUAUGGGCGAGAUCAAAGCAAGCCGCGACAACGUCCUCGAGCUGGCGCAGAAUUUCGGCCUGCACGGGGCUGCCUCGAGAGCUGGCCAGUUCUUCACGGACGACGAGAAAACUAAGUUUGCAAUCGUCGGCUAUAGCAUAUCCAGGCUGUUCGCUGUUCUGUCGGCGGAGUCGUUCGUGCGAGGCCAGAGAACGUGGAACUACGCACCACAGGCCACACCCGUGCGGGCGCAGUGGGAGGCGUCGCCCAGCUGCAGGUUCGGCUUCGGGCCCCACGACCAGACGCCGCGCAGCAGCAGGAGCCAGCGCGAGCAGCUGCAAGCAAUUCGGGAGCGUCUCCUUCUCGAGGAAGAUGAGGCUCCGCUGGUGCAGGCCGAGACGCCGCACCAGGACCGGCGCGAUCCGCUCACCCAUCCCCAGGUUCCGCGGCAGGGUGCGUCCCACCCACAUUCUCUUCCGCGGCUGGCGAACACCUCGCCGCUUGCGCUGGGCCUGACGCGGCAGCCCGGGUCGAGGCCGCCCUCGUCGGCAGGAGACCCCCAGGUGGUGAAGUGGCGCCAUUGCUUGUCCUCGGGCUUGUCCUCGGACUUCAGAGAGGAGCAAGCGUACGACGACGAGUUCAUCGGCCUGUAUGCGGAGGCGGAGGACUUCCGCAUGCAGACCCCUCCGCCUAGCCAGCGCGCCGCCCAGCUCGCGAGGUUAUCGGCAUCGUUUCCGCAGAACGACGGUCUUUACGGCGGACAAGCGCCCGAGGAGAUCAGCGUUCCAGAAGACUGCGGAUUCUUGCCCUCGGCGGCCAAGUCGCCGCUCUUCGAGGGCCUCCGCGUGGACAGCGCCCUGCCGCUGCCGGGCACCAGGAGGCCGAGGGGCAAGCACGUGCUCGCAGACCCGAAGCCCGGCAACGAGACGGAGACGACGGCCUGCACCUCCAACGACCAGAAGGACCCGGCGGAGCGACCCCGCCAGGAGCCCUCCUUGUUCGGGCUGCUGGACUCGCUGCUAGGCGUCUGA
Molecule: messenger RNA, 2787 nt
Organism: Prorocentrum cordatum
Lineage: Eukaryota; Dinophyceae; Prorocentrales; Prorocentraceae
Source: the annotation of a GenBank genome assembly